AGGAUUACAUUCAUUUUAUGAGAGCCAUUAAACAGGAAAUGUGGCAGGAUAUAUUCUUGUUAACUAUACCUUUAUAUGGCAACCUACAUAAAGAAAAGUGGGUUUAGUAAUUUACCUCAUUCUAAUUCCCUAUCUGUUUUCCUUUUUAAAAUACCAAGCCUGUCUCUAAGGCAUCAAAUAUCCAUGCUGUGAAGACAUAUGGUGAAUGUGGUGAGCAGGGUAUGAGCCAGGUUAAAGCUUCUUUAAUAGAUAUGGUUCCUUGAAGUGUGUCGGAGUGGUUAAAUCGUAUCUUAAUCUCUGUAAGAAACUACAUAAUACCAUUACAUUCACUGGAUAUGCAUUCAUACCAACAAUAAUAUACAGAAAAUAAAAAUUAUAGAAAAAUUAUAGAACAAAAAACCCUAGACCCUAGCCUCUUCAAAAUAGCCACAUUUUGCAGCUAUAACUGCCAAACAAAUACUAUUCAUUCUAUCAAGUAAGGAUUCCAAAUAGUUUACUCCAGAACUAUUGAAGAAGUGUCCACAGAGGAUCAGCACUGGCUGGUUGUCUUGCCUUAAUCUUUCUGUCAAGUUCGUCCCAUACUAACUCCAUAGGGUUAAGGUCGGGUGACUGUGUGGUCAUCAUUUUCAGCUUUCCUUCUUGUUCUGUUUUCUUCAAAGCUUAGAUGUGUGUUUCGAAUCAUUGUCCUGUUGUAGUACGAAGGACUGUCCAACUAGUCUCAAGUCAGAUAGUAUGGCAUGUCUCUGGAGAAUACUAUGGAGUAACCCUCUUUAGAUCACCAACUCUAGAGCCUGCAAAACACGCCAUACUAUAACAUGUAUAUUUUCAUAUUUUCAGUACAAUAUUUGCUUAAUUUUGUAAUAUAUAUAAAAAACACGGGGUGUCCAAAAACAUUUGACCGGUUGUGUAAAUGAUAUGAUAAUCCUACAGUUUUCAGAACUAGUGUGAUAUGGUACAUUUAGAUUUUGCUUAACAAGUUUCUCAUGAGGGGACUGCAAGUAAUCAUCACAGUCAUGUAACUAUCUCUUUAACCUUCUCUUAACUGACUCUUAACUGACUCUUAACUGACUCUUAACUGACUAACUCUCUGGCUAUGAUUUUAUAAUUUGACUGUAGGGAUUUAGAUUUACGCAUGCUGUACAUAAUAAAACUGGGCUCCACCAAUCAUUCUUAUUUCUCUGUCUAAUAUGCUGUAAACUCUAAUUUACUCUUUUAUUACCUUGCUUUCGCUUGCACUACCAACUUUGCAGAUUAAACCCACUUCAACUGUUCAACUGACUUUGAGACACUGACUUUGGAGUGUCUUUGCAAAAACCCACCACACCAUAUGUAAAUAUCAAUGACACCUCAGUGCUACAGGAGAUUUUUUUUAUUAGAAGUAUUAUGUUCAUUUUAUGAGAGACAUUAAGCAGGACAGAGUGCAUGAGAUGAGGCAGGAUAUAAUCUACAACUCUUCUUUAUGUGGUAUGUAAAAAGGAGAAAAUAUCUGCUGAGGUAGAUAUUUUGCCACGUUCACGUUCUCACCGGUAUGUUGCAAUUUACUGGUUGUUUGGACCCUGUUCUGCUUCCUAUGCUGUGUUAGGUUUAUUGAUGACCCCCCUUUCCUAAUACCAGCCUCCAUUUCAUGUGGCCAUUUAAUUAAUGGAAAAGACAGUAAUGACUUUCCUGGGGAUUGGUGGAGGAGAAGAUGGAGGGUGAUGAAUGCCACAUUGAAUUGAUUACAAAAACAGAGAGACUGCGAGGCCUUGAGAGAGAGAGAGAGAGAGAGAGAGAGAGAGAGAGAGAGAGAGAGAGAGAGAGAGAGAGAGAGAGAGAGAGAGAUUGAGAUUUAUAUGCCUUGCUGAGGGAAAUGCCAUUCGAGCAUUUUUGUGUUGAGGGUCUGUGUGUGAUUCUUUCACAUUCUGCAUUGGAUUCUGUACAGGAUUUUCUGUCUGUUUGUGUUACGCACAUUGCUUGUAGAACAUUUUCAACUUUUAUUGAUGGUUUUUCAGAAAAUUGUCUUUAUCAGAUUCUUGGUAAAGGCACAGUCAUUGUCAGUGUAAAAUUCACUUUUCACCUAAAUGUGUGACGUCUAAUGAAAAACUCAAGAAUGUGGACCUGUUCUAUCUUAAUACCUUUACUAGGAAAUGGAAAAUCAUUUGCCGUGUUAUACAGUAGCCGAUCACAUGCAGACAUGCUUUGUUGUCGUCCAACCGUGCCUUGCUAUGAUGGAUAUAGUUUGAUUUCUUUAACACACUGAUGGUCUUUUUGGAUGAAAAACUUUCAUGCCAUAAAAUAGCAUCUUCACAUGACUGCUACUGAGCCCGAAUAAUGACUCAGUCAGCUGAUUUGUAGACAAGUGCAUUAACUCCUUAAUGCAUUAUGGGCAUUAUAUAUAUGUUUGCUUGGGGACAUAAAAUGCGAAAUCGCACAAGUGGGCAAACUCUAAUCCUGAGUAAUCGUUUUUGCAGUACUUUUUAGAUGUGGUGCUUUAAUGACAUCCCGGCGAUACAUCCAAUAAGCUCCCCCACCCCUUACGCUUGUGUUAAAGAGACAGACUUAGCACAAAUACUACAUACGCUGCAGCAGCAUUGAGUAUCUAUGACCAAGCAAGUGGAAGAAAUGUCAGAAAUAAACCUCCAAAUACCGCAGAGCUGCAGACAAAGAUAAGACUGCCAACUGUCACCUCAUUGUGGACAAUUUAUGGUGGGUGUGUGAGUAAAGAGCUAGCUGUGCCUAGCUAUAAAGAUUGGGCGGACGGCGGGUGACGGAUCCAAGCAGAGGCUGGGAAACAAAGGAGGCAGGCAAAAAAGGGAGGAGUAAAUGAGAGAGAGGAACCGAGCAGCGGAUAAAGCUGCAGCCAGGACCAUGAGCUGCACUCUUGUGACUGCAUCUUAUGAUUCGCUGCCUGCUCAGCUGAGUCCCCAUCGUGUAAGAGAUCAACACUUUAAUCGGAGGCUUUCAUCUCCACACGGCUUGGGAACCUUCACCUUAUCAGCUGUGCCUCGUCGUCCGUCAGGUCUGCCUGGAUAUACACUUUCUUCACCCCAUGAGCCAAACAACCUCCUCAACCAUCUUCAUCAUCAUCCUCAUCAGCGUCUCUCCCAGUCACUAGGUUCCAAAGCCUCGCUGGCGCCCCCUGUGCCUCAGGCAGAUCCUGCCCCACCAUGCUGCCAAGCUGUGGGCAUUGUGCCACUACUACGCCUGGCACUAAUCAUCUUCAGCUGCCUCUUCUGGGCUGCCGGGUUGGCCAUCUUCACUCUAGGAGUCUGGGCAAAAGUGUCCCUGGCUGACUACAUGCUGCUUUCAUCUAACAACUAUCCCAAUGCUCCAAUCAUACUCCUAUUUACUGGGGCUGCUAUCAGUGCCUGGGGUUUCCUGGGUUGUCUAAGUGUGGCAGCCAACUUGCCCUGCUUUCUUCGCACCUUUGGAUUCUUCCAGCUUGCUGUGCUGAUGGGGGGAUUGGCCGCUGGACUUUCAGGACUCUUCUACAGGGAAGACAUCGCUGGAGGUUUCCGCAGCGGGCUACAGAGGGCAGUGGAGGGCUAUGGAGAAGAUGAAGGACGUUCUGACGCUCUGGACAGCCUUCAGAGGGCACUGAAGUGCUGCGGGGCAGAUGGCUGGCAUGACUGGCUCCUGUCUGACUGGGCUGUACAAGAUGCUGUUUCACUGACAAGAAUCUCAGACAAUGACACGAAUCACGUGUCUGUACCAGACAGUUGUUGCAUACGGCGCAAAGGCUGUCAUAACAGGCCCCUGCCUGAAAGUGGAACUGGUAGCACUGAACGUGCGGGGAUUCAUACACACGGAUGCUUCAAGAAAGUCUUUAGUUUUGUCAAUGAUAAUGUUUUUCACAUUGCUGCUGCUGUCCUAGCGCUUGCUUUUACCCAGGUGGCAGGUAUAAUUCUGGCAUGCUUGCUCGCCAACCGCCUGUCUUCUCAGCCUCAUAGACGAGGCCGCUAAGUUAUUCCAGUGCUUCUCCAACAGUGUGGCUCAUUAUGGUGCAUCUAAACCCAGGGCUGUCAAUAAACUGACCUGUUUUUCUCCAUCACAUUACCUGAAAAGUAGGUUCCAGUUUCUUUGGACAAUGAUGAAAAAAAUUUAAAUAAAAGCAAAAUCACAAAUCUAUUUGUACACUAUACUGUAUAUGUGAAGGUACUAGGUGUUUAGUUCUGCUGUUGUGAUAUAUAAUAUAUAAUACACUAUAUCUAUAUAUAAUGCAUCUAUUAUAGACAGCAUACCUAGUGAAUAAAAGCCUUUUCAUGUCAUGAGAAAUAAGUUUAAUUACAAACUCAAAAAAUGUAAAUAAUCUUUUCAGAAUUUAGCCAAGUAGCCGGUUUAAAUGUUUUUAAGCUUUACUACAAUGUCCCAGCUUAGGUUGCAUGUCACCUGGGCAAAUUUCAGCAUGGGUAUUUAAAUACAAAACGGCUUGCAUGGCAACGAAAAUAUCGAUAGUGUGGAAUAAUAGUAGGUAAUUUGGCCAACCUGGUAGAAAGGAAAAUCGUUAUAAAUUAAACCAGAGUAAGGUUAAAUGGUGUACAAAAUUGGACAAGAUCGAUGUGAGGAUAAAAAAGUACUGUACAUUCUCUGAAACCCACUGUUAUCUACACUGCAUAAGAGUUUUGUAAUCUAAACCCAAAAGUGGUCCAACAGACAUAUUUUGAGGACAAUUUUAACAUAGACAUUUUAACUUAAUCAACAUGUCAAGUUAUACCAUGCUAUUUUGCAGAUUUUUAUGCCAUUUGUAGAUUUUAAUCUGUAUGCAUUAUAAAUAUUCCUGUUAUGUUCUCUCAGUUGUCUUUGUGGAUUAAUGUAAGUAGACCCCACAUACUGUAUUGUAUAUAAAAGCUAUUUCUGGUCUAAUAUCUGCAGAACACAUUAGACAUUAUGGUUAAUAUACCUAAUAAAAGGGGGAUGGGGUUUUAGAAAAUUACAGAUUUUAAAAUAUUAGAAGAUUCAUAUGUACGUUUAUUCAUUGUUGUGUGAAAAUUGCCAACGUAAUAUACUCUGCUUUGACUUGUAGUUUUAUAGGACUAUAAAAUAUACAGCUAAAGGUGUAAAUCCCUAAAGUUACUAAUGAUGCUAAUGAUUCUUCUUAGUUUGAAUGCAUUUGUGGUUAGAUAUAUUUCCAGGAGCAAGUCCUGAAGUUAAUAUAUAUUAAAAAAAAAUGUUAUUAUUGUACUUAUCCAUUUCCUAUGAAUACAAUAACAACUAUUUCUCUAAGCACAGUUUGGUAGAUUUGUGUAGGAUUUUAGACUUAUAGAGAAGAUAAUAUCUAAUUCCAUGAAUGUGUUACAGCCAGAUACAUUUAUAAGAGAGCAAACUAUUUCAUAUAUUGUACAUACCAUAUUGUGGUUAAUAAAUGAGAACUGUAAUGAAUGCUGUCAUGUGUUUGGCCAGCUAUAUAGAAGGAGCUUUAAACCAUACAUUUAUGGACAAGUAUGAUAAUAAAUAAAAUG
This is a messenger RNA of Tachysurus fulvidraco (yellow catfish), 5438 nucleotides long. Its product is annotated as tetraspanin-7-like. The record is from RefSeq and is a predicted model, not a curated record. NCBI's taxonomy places the organism in Eukaryota, Metazoa, Chordata, Actinopteri, Siluriformes, Bagridae. Bases 2803 to 3942 code for a protein of 379 amino acids. Gene Ontology annotation, cellular component: membrane. The transcript is spliced from 2 exons.